AUGGCGCAGUUGACUGCAACCACGUUUUCUACCGAUCCGGCUCUCUGGAUCUUUACCUCCCUGACCGCUGGAUCCUCGCAUAUCGUCACCGCUACAUCUCGUCUCGAAACCAUCCUCCGCGCCAACCGCGUACCCUUCAAAGCCAUCGACAUCGCCACCGAUGAAAAGGCUCGUAUGCUCUGGGGCCGCCGUGCCGGAAAAGACGCCUCUGGCCGCGUAAGGAAGCUUCCGGGUCUUGUGCAAGAAGGCCUCGUGCUCGGCGACAUCACCGAGAUCGAAGAAUGGAACGAAUACGGCGAGCUCAAGCAGCACGUUAAGAUCUACUACGACGAGUUUACGAUCCCCAACAUCAACAACAAGCCCAAGGAGCCUAUCAAGAAGAAGAUCAUCAAGAAGGUCCCUAAGGGCACGCUGUCGGGGAAUGCCUCGGCCUCCACCUCCGCAACCGCCCCCGCCCCUCCUCCAGCGCCUCCCCUGCCAAAGGACGAGAGCUCGACUCCCGCUGCUGCGAAGGACAAGUCUGUUGAGACACCUCGGGCCUCUACCGACAGCUCCUCUACAGUCUCUCACCGCUCCAUCGCCGAUGAGGCAGCUAAGAAGGCUAAGGAACUCCGGCUGCAGUCGUUGCGCGAUAAGGUCUACGGCAAGAAAGACGACAAGGCUGCUGAAGGCAAGAAACCCGAGACCGAUGCGUCAUCCGUGGCCACCACCGAAUCCGAAAAGAAAGUGGAGGCUGUGACAGACGCCUCAAAGACACCAGAGACGCCCCGGAAACCCUCUGUAGCUAGCACCGGCAGCGGCUCCUCGCUCCAGAACGCCAAGCCCGCCGGCCUCCAGUCCCCGACCACGGGCUCCUGGGGCGCCGCCGCCAUGACCACGAACCCCGAAGCCCUGCGCGAGACCCUGCAGUCGCCGACAACUGCCCGGUGGAAGCCCUCCGACGUUGAUAAGCCCGUAACGGUGCACAUGGGCGCCGCUGUGGCGUCCGCGUCUCAGGAGGAGAUUGCCGCGAUUGAGAAGGCCGAGGCCAUCCAGGAGGAGCCUGAAAAGGAGCAUUCCGACGAAGAAGUGUCGCAGAAGAAGAUUGCCGAGGUCGAGAAGGCGCAGGCCAUCAAGGAGGAGCCCGAAAAGGAGGUGGUUGAAGACUCUACCAAGGCCGCCGUGCCGCCAAAGGAGACGGCGCCGAAGGAACCCCCAGCGACCGAAAAAUCCGAGACCGCUACAAAGACGCCACAGCCGGAGGAUGACGACGACGACGACGACGAUGACGACGAUAGCGACGACAGCGACGACGACGUAAGUGAACCCGAGGCGAACCCGGACGAGGCUAAGGCGAGGUUGGGAUCAGAGGAAAAGGAUGCAAAGGCAAAGGCAGCUGAGCCCAAGUCUGGAGGAGAGUCCAAGUCUGAGGGAGAAGCCAAGUCUGAGGGAGAACCCAAGCCUGAUGGAGAGCCUGAGAAGUAG
Messenger RNA from Colletotrichum spaethianum, 1464 nucleotides. RefSeq lists its product as uncharacterized. Gene Ontology annotation, cellular component: cytoplasm. Bases 1 to 1464 code for a protein of 487 amino acids. The transcript has 2 exons. The record is from RefSeq and is a predicted model, not a curated record. Lineage: Eukaryota; Fungi; Ascomycota; Sordariomycetes; Glomerellales; Glomerellaceae.